AUGUCUAAGCAAUACUUGACCACGCAUACCGUGGACAAUGCCCAUACAACAAGCAUACUCUCCCUAGCGACAACACCAACGUCCCUUCUGUCUGCUGGCGGCGCUUCUGAAAUCAUCGUCCACCGGACCAACGACCCCUCCUACCCUAUAUCGCAGUCCAUCAAAGCGCAUACGCUCGGAUGCCACCACAUCGCGACCGCGCGGGGCGGAACCGGCAAGGUAGCCAUCUCAGCUGGUUUUGGCGGGGAGUUGAAGAUUUGGGGUUGCAAUGAUGGCGGCGAUUGGAGUCUGCACUCGGAGAUCACACGGGCUGACUGCAAGAAGCAAGAGGUGGGCGAUAUCUGGGCCGUCGCCCUGAGCGCUGACGAACAGUAUGCGGCGUGCACUACACACGACGGCAAGAUACACGUUUGGGAUCUGGUGGAGAAGAAGAAGCUCCAAACGUACGAGACGGGGAGCGCCACGGGUGGCCACUUUGGCAUGUGUGUCGACUUGAGCAGAGAUGGACGACUUACGGCGAGUGGACACAUGAGUGGCGCCGUCUAUGUCUUCAACAAUGAUACGGGACGGAUGGCGUACUCCCUAUCAAGUCUUGCCAAACCUGUCCGGGCAGUGGCAUUCUCUCCCGGCAACAGUCGCCUGGCUGCUGCUGGCGAUGCAGGAAUAAUCGCCCUCUACGAUAUGACCCAUGGAGAGCACGUAGGAAAUUUAAGCAGUGGCAGUCAGUCAUCAGCUUGGAUAACGUCGCUCGACUGGUCAGAUACCGGCGAAUAUCUCCUUUCCGGAUCCAUGGAUGGGAAGGUGAAGGUGUGGUCGAUAGACAGCGGAGUUUGCGUUGCUACACACAGCGAGACGGACAAGAUAUUAUGGUCUGUUCGAUGGCUACCAAAGACAAGUGUGACCAAGGGCGAGAUGUUCUCCACCGCGGGAGAGAACCGAAGCAUCACUUUCUACAGAGAGGCUACAGGUGCUUGA
Molecule: messenger RNA, 975 nt
Organism: Phaeoacremonium minimum UCRPA7
Lineage: Eukaryota; Fungi; Ascomycota; Sordariomycetes; Togniniales; Togniniaceae
Product: putative meiotic recombination protein rec14 protein
Exons: 4
Coding region: 1-975 (324 amino acids)
Cellular component (GO): Cdc73/Paf1 complex
Molecular function (GO): protein binding
Source: RefSeq, a predicted model, not a curated record